CGAACAAACAUAUGGGUGCGCUACAUCGGGAUCGGAGGGGACACUGUCAUUCCACAAUGUGCCCCAGUCUAUUACGGCGGGGUAUAUUAUCCCAUCUAUGUGACUUUUACACAUCCUCAGUCUGAGUCAGAGACUCCAACAACGGGCUACGCAUGUGGAAACACAGGUCUAUGCUGUAAUUACUAUGUAGCUAUUGAAGUGAUCUACUGCUCUUCUGGAGGAUUCUAUGUGUACAAGCAAGUGAACAACCACCCAAUCAAUUACAUGGGUUAUGUGACAUGUGAGUAGCGAGUAUAGAAAUCCCCUGCUUUUUAUAUGACUUGUACAGUACUCUUACCACACACGUUUAAUUGUCUAUUGAGCUAAGUAUAUUGAGCUGUUUAAAUGCACUUUAUCUGAAGUUUGAUUGAUGGAUUGGUGUAUAGUAAAAUAGUUCUAAAGCAUAAAGCAAGCUACUUGUUUUUGAAGCUGUCAAUCUGUUAAGGUCACACAGACAUUAUAUUUGACUUGAAGUGAACCUGCUCUUGUGUCUCAUUGUUCCAAGCUAAAAUAGUAGACUGUUAAAGUAGACUCUCUGUGUGUCUCUUCUCUCUGUCCAGACCAUAGGAACUGUGUAGCAGGCUCCUGUGGUCCCCUUGCAGAGUGCAGUACGACCAAAAAUGGAGGCUGUGAAUGUGUCUCUGGAUACAAGAUACCUCCAACACAUAUACCCACAAACGAAUCCUACGGCUGCCAAGGUAGAAGUGACGUAGGGUAAUCCAGUUUAACUCAAGCAACGGGUGCUAUUUAGGAGCUAUGCCCACGGACUGUGUGGUUAUAUCUGUUUGAUCAGUUAAGACAGUAUGAUGGUUGUUCAUUCAGCAGAGACCCACCAGUACAGUACACUGCACUUCUCACAUGGAGAUAAAAAUAGGCAGUCACAAAUUGGAAUUGGAUUGUUUAAACUGGUUGAUUUAUUGUGUGUGUGUGUGUGUGUGUGUGUGUGUGUGUGUGUGUGUGUGUGUGUGUGUGUGUGUGUGUGUGUGUGUGUGAGAGUGUGAGUGUGUGUGUUGAACAGGGCCAGCGAUAGGCACACUUUUUGGCUCGAGGGCCACAUCAGGAUACAGAAAUUCAACGGCAGAUUUGUUAGUCAAAAUUCAUUUCAAAGACAGAAAAGAAGGUGGUUAUUUGAAGAUGUGUAUACUGAAGCCGUUCUUCUAUCCAAAAUAAUAAUUUCUAAAGAAAAAAGUGUUUCUUAAAAAAUAAUCUACUGCGGCCCGCAUUGAAUCAAUUCACCCUUUAUGUAGAAGAAAGCCACUGACCCUGUCCUAACUCUCCCCAACAGAUAUCAAUGAGUGUGCAGAGACUGCUAAUCUCUGCGGUCCGCAUUCCAACUGUACUAAUUUACCAGGAGCCUACAACUGUAGCUGUCUCGAGGGGUUCGCACCCUCAGACCCAGCCUUAGCACUCAACCCGUCCCGCAACCCCUGCACAGGUGUGUUUAUCACACAUACACCUACAGCACCAAUCAUAUCAAUGACAUGAGGCCAGAGUUUGAAUUUCAUGGCUGCUAUGAAUAACAUACCUGCAUUUUUUGCUGUUUUUAACUUUGUGAAUAUGUACAUGUGAAUUUUUCUGCUGCCUCCUGUGUAAGCAAGAUUUUAAAAAACACACAUAAAAUAAUAUUGCUGAACGUUGUCUAGUUUUGUGUGCAAACCACACUUUGAUUUGUGGAGCUUUGUCAAUAUUGGUGUAUUAAAUCUAUGUCCCCCCAGAUGUGAAUGAGUGUGUGGAGAUUGAGAAGGUCUGUGGUGGUUUCGGUACAUGUACAAACACACCAGGAAAUUACACCUGCACCUGUUACAAGGGAUACAAGCCUGACGGACCCUUCGACUGCCAAGGUCUCUGAACAGCACUGACACUAGUUUCCUGUGAUAAAUCUGAUUAAACUUUUUAAAUGUUUUAAUAUAAACCAUUUAUUUAUAUAGGGACAGGUACAACAUUGACAUAUUGAAUGGAUAACAACUGUCAUAUGCAUUGCAUCAUUACACCUAACUUACACUAAUUUACAGUGCUUCCUAAAAGAGAUGGAAGAACUCAUGGUAGCAUUUUAUGUUACAGUAUAUUAUUAUCUAUAUCAUACACUACGGAUCAUAAUGUUGUCAACCUGGAUGCUGCCUGGCACCCUGUCGUAAGAUGCUAACUGAACUAUUAAACUAUUGAUCCCCCACAGAUAUUGACGAGUGUUUUAACUCAACCAUCUGUGGUCAGGAGUCUGUCUGCACCAACACACCAGGAGCCCACAACUGUACCUGUCUCCUGGGCUUCUCACCCACAAAUCCAGUCCUAGACCCCAGCAAUGCCAACCCCUGUAGAGGUACUGUGUUGUCACACUACUGUUGUCGUUAACAUACUGUAUCAUGCGUCGUUGACUAGGUUUACAUCCCAAAUAGCACCCUAUUCCCUAUGUAGUACUCUACUUUUGACCAGGUCUGGUCAAAAGAAGUGCACUACUGUAUAUAGAGAAUAGGCUGCCAUUUGGGACACAACCUAGGUCUAGGAUAAGAUAAUGGUGUUAGGCGAUUCUUGGCCCAUAUUCACAAAGUGUCUCAGAAUAGGAGUGCUGAUCUAGGAUACAUUUUUCCUUUUAGAUCAUAAUGACUGAGAUUGUGGAUAGGUAGCACCUGAUAUUAGAGCAGCAGUCAUACCAAAGAUGUGUUAUAACUAAACCAAGAUAGACCACAGCCUGUCGUUUCAAAUGGAAACAAAUGAGCCAUAGUGGGCGGAACAAGCAACGAGGUGGGCAGAGCCAAGCAGGAGCUAGCGAGAUCCUACUAUAUUUGGUAGUGGGUGGAAUCGCCAACCGGAUGCUUCACAUUUAUACAUCCGGUGAAAUAUCUGUCUCAUUGUUCUAUCUGUGGUCCUACUCUUAGAUGCUUUGUGGCAAUAACUUGUUCUUAGGAACUGUAUCUGUGGUUUGAACCCUACAGACAUUGAUGAGUGUCUGAAUGCAACCAUGUGUGGUCCCAGUGCCAACUGUACCAACUCUUAUGGGGCACACAGCUGUACCUGUCUCUGUGGUUACCUACUCACCAGCCCAGAUGCCAUAGCCAGCAUGCAUGUAAACAUUUGUGUGUGUGGUGUGUCUUUGAAUGUACAGUCGUGGUCAAAAGUUUUGAGAAUGACACAAGUAUUGGUCUUCACAAAGUUUGCUGCUUCAGUGUUUUUAGAUAUUUUUGUCAGAUGUUACUAUGGUAUACUGAAGUAUAAUUACAAUCAUUCCAUAAGUGUUAAAGGCUUUUAUUGACAAUUACAUUAAGUUUAUGCAAAGAGUCAAUAUUUGCAAUGUUGACCCUUCUUUUUCAAGACCUCUGCAAUCCGCCCUGGCAUGCUGUCAAUUAACUUCUGGGCCACAUCCUGACUGAUGGCAGCCCAUUCUUGUAUAAUCAAUGUUUGGAGUUUGUCACAAUUUGUGGGGUUUUGUUUGUCCACCCGCCUCUUGAGGAUUGACCACAAGUUCUCAAUGGGAUUAAGGUCUGGGGAGUUUCCUGGCCGUGGACUCAAAAUGUUGAUGUUUUGUUCCCCGAGCCACUUAGUUAUCACUUUUGCCUUAUGGCAAGGUGCUCCAUCAUGCUGGAAAAGGCAUUGUUUGUCACCAAACUGUUCUUGGAUGGUUGGGAGAAGUUGCUCUCUGAGGAUGUGUUGGUACCAUUCUUUAUUCAUGGCUGUGUUCUUAGGCAAAAUUGUGAGUGAGCCCACUCCCUUGGCUGAGAAGCAACCCCACACAUGAAUGGUCUCAGGAUGCUUUACUGUUGGCAUGACACAGGACUGAUGGUAGCGCUCACCUUGUCUUCUCCAGACAAGCUUUUUUCCCAAACAAUCAGAAAGGGGAUUCAUCAGACAAAAUGACUUUACCCCAGUCCUCAGCAGUCCAAUCCAUGUACAUUUUGCAGAAUAUCAGUCUGUCCCUGAUGUUUUUCCUGGAGAGAAGUGGCUUCUUCGCUGCCCUUCUUGACACCAGGCCAUCCUCCAAAAGUCUUUGCCUCACUGUGCGUGCAGAUGCACUCACACCUGCCUGCUGCCAUUCCUGAGCAAGCUCUGCACUGGUGGUGCCCCGAUCCCACAGCUGAAUCAACUUUAGGAGAUGGUCCUGGCGCUUGCUGGACUUUCUUGGGCGCCCUGAAGCCUUCUUCACAACAAUUGAACCUCUCUCCUUGAAGUUCUUGAUGAUCCGAUAAAUGGUUGAUUUAGUUGCAAUCUUACUAGCAGCAAUAUCCUUGCCUGUGAAGCCCUUUUUGUGCAAAGCAAUGAUGACGGCACGUGUUUCCUUGCAGGUAACCAUGGUUAACAGAGGAAGAACAAUGAUUUCAAGCACCACCCUCCUUUUAAAGCUUCCAGUCUGUUAUUCUAACUCAAUCAGCAUGACAGAGUGAUCUCCAGCCUUGUCCUCGUCAACACUCUCACCUGUGUUAACGAGAGAAUCACUGACAUGAUGUCAGCUGGUCCUUUUGUGGCAGGGCUGAAAUGCAGUGGAAAUGUUUUUUGGGGAUUAAGUUCAUUUUCAUGGCAAAGAAGGACUUUGCAAUUAAUUGUAAUUCAUCUAAUCACUCUUCAUGACAUUCUGGAGUAUAUGCAAAUUGCCAUCAUAAAAACUGAGGCAGCAGACUUUGUGAACAUUAAUAUUUGUGUCAUUCUCAAAACGUUUGACCACGACCUUAUAUCCGUUACAGUAUGUGUGUAUAACCCUGUGAGUGUAUGUUUCUCCCUGCAGACAUAGAUGAGUGUGCUGACACCCCUGGUCUAUGUGGUCUCCACUCUGUGUGUACCAAUGCACCGGGGAGCUUCCACUGUUCCUGUGUGGAAGGGUACUUCUCCUCCACUGGAGUACUGUGGGAAACUGAUGUCACUGUGUGUGAUAGUGAGUCAUACUUGUAUUGUUUGGAAAUAUAUUAUGUACAGAAGAGGUCCAGUGUAGUGAAAUGCUUGGGAGAUCAGAUGGGAACUUGAUAUAUUAUUUUCUCUCUUUUCUCUCUUUUCUCUCUUUUCUCUCUUUUCUCUCUCUCUCUCUCUCUCUCUCUCUCUCUCUCUCUCUCUCUCUCUCUCUCUCUCUCUCUCUCUCUCUCUCUCUCUCUCUCUCUCUCUCUCUCUCUCUCUCUCUCUCUCCCUUCACAGGUGUUGAUGACAUUAUAGCCUCCAUAGUUCCCCCAGAGGUAAGUGGUUGGAAACACACAGGGCUUUAGAAUGGAUCCUGUGCAAGUACCACCCAUACAGUAUGGUGGGCUUUAAAAUGGAUCCUGUCAGAAGAAAGUUGAAGGAAAAGUAUCACUGACGACAAAGACAUUGUAACAAUGUUGUCAUCUGGUUGUGCUGAUGUUGUUGUGUUGAUGUUGACGUGCUGAUGUUGUGUUGAUGUUGUGUUGAGUUGAUGUUGUGUUGAUGUUGUGCUGAUGUUGUGCUGAUGUUGUGCUGAUGUUGUAUCUGUGUUCCCGCUGCAGGGCCAGUCUAAGGAGAUGUACUUCCUCUACCAGAUGAACCAACAGCUGAGGGAGAACCCUGACAUUGUCCUACCAGAGGGGGUCAGUACAGCAACCUUUACAUCUGAUAGACUAGCCAAUCCAGAAACAACCCCUAGCUCUUACUAUCUAUUCUAGACACUUCUGUAGACCUUGGGCCAUAUGUAUCAAGUCUCUCAGAGUAGGAGUGCUGAUCCAAGAUCAGGUUCCCCCUGUCCAUGUAAUUUUAUUUAUGUGAUCUAAAAGUUUAAACUGAUCCUAAAUCAGCACUCCUACUCUGAGAUGCUUGAUACAAAUGGCCACUGACAUGCUCAUUCAUUGAUCUCUGGCACCACUUAGUGGAUCAUUUGGAUAUGGGUCAGGUUUCAGUACAUAGUUCUAUUCCCCACCCAGAGGGUCCUGUUUUAUGUCUCCACAUGCUAACUAAUGUCAUUGUAUCUCUCCCUCCAUUCUUCUGUCCCUUCUUUCUCUCCCAUUUUAUUUUUUCCUCAGUCAGUGACAAACAGCCUCUCCACAGCCCUGGUAAUGGCCCCUUCCAACUCUGUCUCAUGUUUUAAGUAAUAAUAAUCGGAGUGGGGUUAGUUUGUCUUAGUCAAGGCAGUAUGUUUAUCAUUGAGUACCUUUACAUGCACACUAAUAAUUUGAUAUUAAACUGAUUAUGGCAGAAGGCCGAGUAUGGCAUUAGUCAUGUAAACACCUUACUCUGCUUAUCUUAAUCGGCUUAAGGUUAUAAUUGAAGUAAGCGUACGCAGAUUAAAACACCUGGUUUUGUGAGCAAUCUUUCUCAUUAUUAGGACACGUAAACAGCUUAAUCGGCGUUCCAGCUGUGUAUUUGAUCUUAUGCGCGAGUGAAGUGAGUUCGCAAAAACAGAAAUUAUGCGUCUUAUAAAUAAAAGUUCGGACAUACACAUCCAAUAGUCUUCGCAAAAUUAACAUGGUUACUGUGGUAGAACGUUUAUUUUGAUUGGCGAUUUCCUGCAUUUAUCAAAAGGCCCAUCAGUAGCCUGAUCUCAGAUGUGUCAAUGUAAACAGGAUUAUUAGGGAAAUCAUUCUUCUUGCAAAGCAUGUAAACGUUUUAAACGAACUAUUAUAUUAACCAGACUAUCCACAAUAAUCACAUUAUUGUGUGCAUGAAACCAUGCUCAUUCAUUAAUUCAUUAAUUAAUUCCUCCAUUAAUUCAUAAAUUCAUCCAUCUAUCCAUUUCCUUAGAAGGUGUCCGGAGUUGGAAGCAUCUCAGCGCAGCAGGCCAGUACAGGCCAGGUGUGGAGUGGGGCUGGAAAGGAUGGCGGGGAGUCUGGCAGUGUGGUCCUGAAGAUCUCAGAGCUCCUGGUGAAUGCCUUAGUGGACCCUUCUCAGGGCCAGGUCAACAAAAGCAUACAGACACCUGAGCUGGGUAAGAAGAACCAUUACCACAGUAUGGACCUACAUACAGCCCCUACCACCUUUCCAUCCAACAUCCCUGGUCAUCCCUACUGCAUCUGAUCUUGGGGACUCUCUAAACACAUGCUUCGUUUGUAAAUUAUGUUGGAGUGUUGGAGUGAGCCCCUGGCUAUCUGGCUUGCUUCAUAUAAGGAAUUUGACAUUAUUUAUAUUUUUACUUUUACUUUUGAUACUUAAGUAUAUAUUAGCAAUUACAUUUACUUUUGAUACUUAAGUAUAUUUAAAACCAAAUACUUUUAGACUUUUACUCAACUAGGAUUUUACUGGGUGACUUUCAUUUUUAUUUGAGUCAUUUUCUGUAUCAUACUCAAGUAUGAUAAUUGGGUAUUUUUUUCCACCACUUCACAUACUCUCUCCCUCAUUCUCCCCAUAUAAAAUAAUACUUGUACUGUAAAUGUGUAUGUUAGAUAUUAGUCUGCAGGUAAUCGAGGCCAACAGUACAGACACCUCCUCCCUCUCAGCCAGGGGAAACACCAUGGACAUCAACCUACAGGCUCUGGCCAGAAACAAUAAUGGUGAGAUAGACCAGACACAACUGUAUAGUGGUGAUUAUAAUAAUAAAAUAUAAAUAAUAAUAAUAAUUUAUUAUUAUUAUAGUGGUGAUUAAGUUGACAAUGAACAAUAUCACCAUGAUGAUGACUAUUAUGGGAAUCAUACUGAUGAUAAUGAUACUGAUGAUGAUGGUGGUGAUGAUGACGAUGAUGACUAUUGCGUGGACGAUGAUGAUGAUGAUGAUAAUGAUUCUGAUGAUGAUGGUGGUGUUGGUGAUAAUGAUGGUGACUAUUCCGGGGGUGAUGAUGACGAUGAAGGUUCUGAGUGUUAUUUAACGACAGCCCCCUACUCUGUGUCCCUAGGUACAGCAUCAGCAGUAUUCCUGACAGUCAGUGGGAUGGAGAGCCUUCUGGGCGCUAGCUUCUUGCAGACAGAAAACCACACAGAGAUGUUGUCUGAUGUCAUCACCGCCACACUGCCCAAGAUCAACCACACCCAGCUCUCUGAGCCUGUCAACUUCACCAUGCGCCACAAGAGGGUAUGUCGUCUGUCUGUCUGUCUGUUUGUCUGUGUGUCUGUCUGUCUGAUUGUACAGUCGGCUUUCCUGCCAGUUCUUGAUUAUGGUGACGCCAUUUACCAGAUUGCAGCAGCCACUACUCUUACAACCUUUGGAUGCCAUCUACCAUAGCGCCAUUUGUUUUACUACUGGUGACAGUUUUAAUACUCACCACUGCAUCCUGUAUCAAAAGGUUGUCUGGUCCCCAUUAAAGUCCCGUAGAUCACUUCAUUACUCCCUUUUUGUUUACAAAGCCCUACUACAUAAGCUUCCAAAUGACCUAACUUUGUUGCUAACGUAUAAAAUAAUUAGAUCCCAGACCCGUUCACAGAGUUGGUUAACUCUUCAGAUUCCACGGGUCUCCAAGGAAUGAGUUAAAUCCACUUUUAGUUUUCAUGCUACACAUUUUUGGAAUCACAAAUUCAUUACAUUUGGAUUCCCUGGUGCCACUAGGGCAUUUUAAAACACUGAUGAUAAAUUAAUUCACAGAGGUGUGCAAUUGUUUUGAUUGAUUGAUUGUAAUAACUUGUUUAUGAGGGCUGUGAUGUUAGUAAUGUUCUAAUGUAAUGUACUUGUUAUUUGUAUUUUUUUCAAUUAUUAUUUUACUUUAUGUUCUAAAGGCACCAUUGAAAAUGAGACCCUGGUCUCAAUUGGGCUCCCCUGAUUAAAUACAAGUAAAUAAAUGCCUGUCUGUCUAACUCUCUCUAUUUCUGUCCAUCUUACAAUUCUGUCAGUCAGUUGAGGUGUUGUGUUGCUGUUGCUGAUCUGUGCUGGUUAUUCAUUCUCCCUCAGUCUGUUUCUCUCCCUCUCUCCUUCUCCCUCUCUCCCUCUCCCUCUCUCCUUCUCCCUCUCUCCCUCUCUCCUUCUCCCUCUCUCCUUCUCUCCCUCUCCCUCUCUCCUUCUCCCUCUCUCCUUCGUCCUCUCUCCCUCUCUCCCUCUCCCUCUCUCUCUCCCUCUCUCUCCCUCUCCCUCUCUCCCUCCCUCUCUCCCUCUCCCUCUCUCCCUCUCUCUCUUCCUCUCCCUCUCUCCCUCUCUCCCCACUCUCUGUCUCUGUCAGCUGUAGCGAAGCACUAGAAAAUCAUUCCAUUAUGAGGCAUCUACACUCACAUAUUCUCUGUCUGUUUGUCUGGCUGGCUAGCUGGCUGUCUGUUUGUCUGUCUAUACAUCCCUCCAUCCCUCAUAGCAUACUAUCAGUAUCUAAACCUGUAUCUAUCUAUCUUUCUAUCUCUCUCUCUCUCUCUCUCUCUCUCUCUCUCUCUCUCUCUCUCUCUCUCUCUCUCUCUCUCUCUCUCUCUCUCUCUUCUCUCACUCUCUCUGUCUGUCUCAGAGGUUGGCUGAGCCUGGCCUGAUGACCUGUGUGUACUGGAAGGACAGAGGAGUGGAAUAUGGGAAUGGAACAGAGGGGAAGAUGAGGCAUUGGUCAGUGGACGGCUGUUGGGUCGUGUUCUCCGAUGAGAACUACACAGUGUGCAGCUGUUCUCACCUCUCCACCUUUGCACUCAUCAUGCAGACUGGGGAGGUACAGGCUCAGCCGUGUGGGUGUGUGUGUGGGUAUGAGCGAUUGUGUGUGUUUGUGUUUUGGUGCACACAUUAGUGUGUGUGUGUUCAUGCUUACGUGUGUGUGUCUCCAUCCUUCCAGACUGUGUCGGAGGAUAAUCCCUUCCUAGAGUGGGUGAACAGAAUGUGUGUGAUCGUGGGCCUGGUCUUCUUUGCUCUGGCCAUCCUCACCUUCCUGCUGUGUAGCUGGAACCCUAAGAUCAACAACACAGCCCGCCUCCACCUCUGCCUCUGCCUCUUCCUGUCCCAUCUGCUGCUCCUAUUGGAUUACACCUACCUCACUCACAAGGUACUGGGUUAGGAAAUAAAGUUCAUUUGUGUGUACAUGUCUUUUUCGUUCUCUUUUUGUAUGUGUGUGUGUGUGUGUGUGUGUGAGUGUGUGUGAGUGCAUGCUGGGUUCUGCGUGUGAGCAUGUCCAUGUGUUUAUUUCUAUCUCAUAGUCCUCUCUGUCUCCAGCUGGUGUGCUCCAUCAUGGCAGGUCUCCUCCACUUCCUGGUAGUGGCCAGUUUCCUGUGGAUGCUGCUGGAGGCGCUCCAGCUCUACCUGCUGGUCCAGAGACUCUCCAGGAUCCAGGUCAUCCAGAGGGACGGCCUCCAGAAGAAAUACCUCUACCUGAUUGGCUAUGGCAUCCCCCUGGUGAUCGUGGGCGUGUCUGCAGCGGUGAAGCAAGACGGCUAUGGGGGAACUAAAGUGUGAGUAGAAAUUGUGUACACACACACACACACACACUCAUUCUCUAUCUUGCACUAACACACACUUACAAGACAUGUUCAUUUGUUUCUGUGUUUCAGAUGCUGGCUGAAGCCAGAACAAUACUUUACCUGGGCUGUGUUAGGGCCAGUGUGUACUGUCCUAGCAGUGAGUGGAUCUACACGCACACACAUAUGCAUGCACACACACACACACACACAAACACACACUGACCUCCUUAUGCUUCUUCCACAGCUGAACUGGAUAUUGUUCUGUGUUACUAUCUGGAGUUUGAGACCUACCUUGGCCAACAUGAAGAGUGAUGUCUCACAGUCCAAAGACACCAGGUGUGUGUGCACAUAUGUUUGUGAACAUACAGUAACUAAACCAUAUGUAAUGUGUAUGUUUGUUGAUACCGAUGGGAAUACGUGGGAGUGUUAGUGUUCUUGUCUCUUCAUAUGAAUCCAUAUGAUGUUUUUACACCAUUCCAUCUCUCCCCCCCCCCCCCCCCCCCCCACCCCACCCCCUCUCACUCAGACUGAUCAUCUUUAAGAUCCUGGCACAGUUUGUGAUCCUGGGUUGUACCUGGGUGCUGGGCUUUUUCCAGUCCACCAUGGUCUUCAAGUACUUCUUCAUCGUGCUCAACUCCCAGCAGGGCACCUUCCUCUACAUCGUUCACUGUCUCUUCAACAAGGAGGUAGACCUACACCACAAGCACACACACACACACACAUACACAAACGUGCACACACACAUAUGCACACACACGCACACACGCACACACACACACACACACACACCUUCUUAAUCUCCCCUCUGUCUGCCCUCCACAAUCCAUCAUACUUCUUAACCUCCCCUCCCUACCCCUCCACAACUUCCUGAUAACUCACCCCUUGUGUCUUUUUAUGUUGUAUGGUUUUGGUAUGUUUAUAAUAUUGUACUUAUAAUAAGUGUUGUGUUGUAUUUUGAAAGGUGAGGAAGUAGUACUGGAGGUGUUACUGUGUUGUACAGUGUGCUCUGUGUAUAAUUAGUGUUGGUGUGUUGUUGUUGUGUUGUGUAUUGUAUCAUAGGUACGUGAUGAGUACAGGAAGUGGCUGGGCUGUUCUUCCAGCUCCUCUACUCCAGACUCUAUGGUAAGUCUAUACCCUCCUCACUCAUCACUAGUUCUUAAAUCUAUGUGUGGCUUCCUCUUAUUUCCAGGCUGAAUGUAAUGUUACUGAAUGACCCUCUGGUAUUCUUUUACCACAGAAAGGAAACCUGUUGAGGUCUUGUUUUUCCAACAGAAAGGAGCACCUUCAGUCUCUGAAGACCUGGACAAGGCUGGCAAAGAGAGACAAAACAAAGGAACACGGCCAGGAUGAGAGCAACAUGAUAAGUUACCAUCAGACCUUCAAAGCAUUUCAGCACCGUGGGCCUCCACGGUAUAUCUUUCAAUGCACACUGUACACAUUAAGUAUGAGAGCGAGAGAGAGAGAGAG
Molecule: messenger RNA, 11706 nt
Organism: Coregonus sp. 'balchen'
Lineage: Eukaryota; Metazoa; Chordata; Actinopteri; Salmoniformes; Salmonidae
Source: the annotation of a GenBank genome assembly